Molecule: messenger RNA, 1254 nt
Organism: Eucalyptus grandis
Lineage: Eukaryota; Viridiplantae; Streptophyta; Magnoliopsida; Myrtales; Myrtaceae
Product: serine/arginine-rich SC35-like splicing factor SCL30
Exons: 9
Coding region: 157-972 (271 amino acids)
Biological process (GO): mRNA splicing, via spliceosome
Cellular component (GO): nuclear speck; cytoplasm
Molecular function (GO): RNA binding
Source: RefSeq, a predicted model, not a curated record
UAUAUACGACUUGAGUGGUGGGGGGGAACAAGCGAGCUCUGCACUUUUCCCAGUUCGUCGUCGAGGCUGUUUUGAACAGAUCGAACCGAAGCAAUCUCGCAGGAGGGGCGGAGGAGGAGGAGGAAGCUUCGGGAGGUCGAGGUCAGAGGCUGCACGAUGAGGAGGUACAGUCCACCGUACUAUAGUCCGCCGAGACGAGGAUACGGGGGCCGAGAGAGGAGUCCUCCUCCUCGGCGGGGAUAUGGUGGCGGUGGGCCUGGCGGCUAUGGGAGGCACAAAGAGCGGGAGCGGUCGCAUGGGAGCCUCUUGGUUCGCAACAUUCCUCUGGACUGCAGGGCGGAAGAACUCAGGAUUCCCUUCGAGAGAUUUGGACUUGUUAGGGAUAUUUAUCUGCCAAGGGACUACUAUACAGGGCAACCUCGAGGAUUUGCUUUUGUGGAGUUUGUGGACCCUUAUGAUGCUGCUGAUGCUCAAUACCAUAUGGAUGGACAAAAUUUUGCGGGGCGGAAAAUAUCUGUUGUUGUUGCUGCAGAGAGUAGGAAGAGGCCAGAGGACAUGCGUCGAAGAACUAGAAGGGAACCUUCAGGGUAUGGAGGAAGAUCUAAUCAUGGACGUUCUCGUUCACGCUCACGAUCUCCUCGUCGCCCAUCAGCUUCUAGGAGUCGGCAUCGCUCCAGGUCAUACUCUCCUGUGCCAAGAAAGCGUGGGGUUCCUUCUGUAUCACCUAGUAGAAGGCAUGCUGAUGACCACUCCAGAUCGCCUCGAGCCCCUUCACAGGAGCGCGAAGGACGGAAUGGCAGGUCAUUCUCUCCCGAUUAUGACAAUGGAUACCAUAAGGGAAAUGAAAAUGGAAAAUCCAGGUACGAGUCAGGGGAAGCACAUGAUCGGAGGAGUUCAUCUCCAGCUGCUGACGCAUCAAGAUCACCUUCUGGGUCGAGAUCAAGGUCUCCAGAACCAUCGCCCAGCAGAUGAGGAAAUGUGAGAUGUUCCAGCAGAAGUUGCAGCAGCAGAUGUGUUGUACCUUAUCUAAACAGUUCCAUCUUUUUUUGUGUUUCCGAAUUAAAGAGAAUGUUAUUUGCUUGAAUUAAUAGCGGACGCUCCUUAACUCUCAGUGUAGUUUCCCAGUAUGUCGAGCGCUGCAUGUGGGGACUCUACUUUUGUUUGCUGUGGGGUUUUGGAUCUAUCUGGAAAGCAUUCAUCCUUUUGAUUAACGUUAAUCUGCGGAAUGUGAAAAAUCUAGUAGAAAUUGCAAAA